This is a messenger RNA of Zophobas morio, 500 nucleotides long. RefSeq lists its product as uncharacterized. NCBI's taxonomy places the organism in Eukaryota, Metazoa, Arthropoda, Insecta, Coleoptera, Tenebrionidae. The transcript has 6 exons. The record is from RefSeq and is a predicted model, not a curated record. The coding region runs from base 35 to 457 and encodes 140 amino acids.
UUGUAUCUUGGGUUGAAGGUACCCUUUUCACAAAAUGGAGUUUUCAGGAGAAUAUGAUGAGAAAGAAGUCGUUGUUUCCACUCCUCCUUUUGACUUAAAAACUGAUGAUGUAAUUAGGACUGAGUUUCGGUUACCAAAAAAUAUUGAUAGCGAAGAGGAUUAUAAGCCUACCGAUUGGAAGGAGAUUAUUCUUUCGGUGGCGAAGUCAACUUGCCAGUACAAUGACCGUUUAACGAAGGAGAGAACUUUACUUAGAGGAGCUGUUUAUAAUUCUCAACUUCAGCAAAUGCACUUUCAGCAGUCUAAAGUUUUAGCUACUAAGCCUUUAAGAAAAACUUCAAAGUUUCCAGUUGCUUGUAUAGAGAGCCAAUUUACUGAUCUCCCUGCGAGGCGUUAUGAUUCAAAAGAGCUGGCAGAGUUGUGUGAGACACCACCAGAAAUAUACAGACGGGGCUAACUCAGCAACGAUUAGAACUUCAAGUGUAGUAAGUUUUGAUCUG